Molecule: messenger RNA, 2199 nt
Organism: Closterium sp. Yama58-4
Lineage: Eukaryota; Viridiplantae; Streptophyta; Zygnematophyceae; Desmidiales; Closteriaceae
Source: the annotation of a GenBank genome assembly
AUGUGGCAAGAAAGGCGACGGCCAAUGAGGAUGGUGUAUGGUGCGGUGCGGUGGCAUGGCGCAUGGUCAUGUGGUGACGAGCUUUGCGUCUGCUGCCCUUACGCUGUUGCCAUGCCAAUGGCCAAUCUCCUCCAAUCUGACACUCUGCUCCUACCCACCAGCACCCCUCGUGCCCACACCCUCCCCUCAUCCAAACACCCUUGCGCCCACACCCAUCCCGCACCUCGGAGUGCUCGCCCUGUGCGCUGCACGUGGCCUGCCCCGCCGCCCCCUCCGUUUGCUGCAGCGCCGCCUCUGCCGCCUCCAGCGCUGCCAGCUACAGGCGCAGAGGGGGGAGAGGAGCCGCGGUCAGGGCGGAGCAGCGAGCAGUGGAGCAUGGGGAAGUGGAGCAGGGGGAAGUGGAGCACGGGGGAAGUGGAGCAAGGGGAAGUGGAGCAUGGGGGAAGUGGAGCAAGGGGAAGUGGAGCAUGGGGGAAGUGGAGCAAGGGGAAGUGGAGCAUGGGGGAAGUGGAGCAGCGAGCAGAGGCCAAUGGAGCAGAGGCCAAUGGAGCAGAGGCCAAUGGAGCAGAGGCCAAUGGAGCAGAGGCCAAUGGAGCAGAGGCCAAUGGAGCAGAGGCCAAUGGAGCAGAGGCCAAUGGAGCAGAGGCCAAUGGAGCAGAGGCCAAUGGAGCAGAGGCCAAUGGAGCAGAGGCCAAUGGAGCAGAGGCCAAUGGAGCAGAGGCCAAUGGAGCAGAGGCCAAUGGAGCAGAGGCCAAUGGAGCAGAGGCCAAUGGAGCAGAGGCCAAUGGAGCAGAGGCCAAUGGAGCAGAGGCCAAUGGAGCAGAGGCCAAUGGAGCAGAGGCCAAUGGAGCAGAGGCCAAUGGAGCAGAGGCCAAUGGAGCAGAGGCCAAUGGAGCAGAGGCCAAUGGAGCAGAGGCCAAUGGAGCAGAGGCCAAUGGAGCAGAGGCCAAUGGAGCAGAGGCCAAUGGAGCAGAGGCCAAUGGAGCAGAGGCCAAUGGAGCAGAGGCCAAUGGAGCAGAGGCCAAUGGAGCAGAGGCCAAUGGAGCAGAGGCCAAUGGAGCAGAGGCCAAUGGAGCAGAGGCCAAUGGAGCAGAGGCCAAUGGAGCAGAGGCCAAUGGAGCAGAGGCCAAUGGAGCAGAGGCCAAUGGAGCAGAGGCCAAUGGAGCAGAGGCCAAUGGAGCAGAGGCCAAUGGAGCAGAGGCCAAUGGAGCAGAGGCCAAUGGAGCAGAGGCCAAUGGAGCAGAGGCCAAUGGAGCAGAGGCCAAUGGAGCAGAGGCCAAUGGAGCAGAGGCCAAUGGAGCAGAGGCCAAUGGAGCAGAGGCCAAUGGAGCAGAGGCCAAUGGAGCAGAGGCCAAUGGAGCAGAGGCCAAUGGAGCAGAGGCCAAUGGAGCAGAGGCCAAUGGAGCAGAGGCCAAUGGAGCAGAGGCCAAUGGAGCAGAGGCCAAUGGAGCAGAGGCCAAUGGAGCAGAGGCCAAUGGAGCAGAGGCCAAUGGAGCAGAGGCCAAUGGGGCAGAGGCCAAUGGGGGUGUUUCGCAGCGCGCCUCAUUCUGGCAGUGCGUCGCUGAAGCGCUGCGGACGACGUCGCCCGCCAUGGACGACGAGAGCUGCGACGACGCCUCGCAGCUAUGCGAGCAUGCGACCCGUCGCACGGCAGCAGGGCAGCGCGUACUCUCUCGCGCCUCUCCGCUCACCAGCAUCGCUCCUCUCUGCUCACCAGCAUCGCGCCUCUCCGCUCACCAGCAUCGCUCCUCUCCUCUCACCAGCAUCGCGCCUCUCCGCUCACCAGCAUCGCUCCUCUCUGCUCACCAGCAUCGCGCCUCUCCGCUCACCAGCAUCGCUCCUCUCCGCUCACCAGCAUCGCGCCUCUCCGCUCACCAGCAUCGCUCCUCUCCGCUCACCAGCAUCGCGCCUCUCCGCUCACCAGCAUCGCGCCUCUCCGCUCAUCGGAGUCGCGCCUUUCCGCUCACCAGCAUCGCUCCUCUCCGCUCACCAGCAUCGCGCCUCUCCGCUCACCAGCAUCGCGCCUCUCCGCUCACCAGCAUCGCGCCUCUCCGCUCACCAGCAUCGCGCCUCUCCGCUCAUCGGAGUCGCGCCUCUCCGCUCAUCGGAGUCGCGCCUCUCCGCUCAUCGGAGUCGCGCCUCUCCGCUCAUCGGAGUCGCGCCUUUCCGCUCACCGGCGUCGGCGAGGCUGCCCGGUAG